GACUACGCAUGAGCUGCACUUGCUCACAAGAAAGUUACAUAGGUUAUUAAUGGUUCUUUGUUUAAAAACUCGAUCGUGGUUCGCAUUCCUCAUGCUUCCACUUCGCUCCCGGAAUCUAGUUUCAAACUCCACUGUUUAAUCAAUAGUAUGACGAUUUCGAACCUAGAAAACAGUGAUGUCCUGGAUACCAGUUUGGCCAGAUCGUUUUAUACGAAGUAUGAGAUUGAAAAUGUUCUUGGCUCUGGCGCAAGCAGCACCGUUCGGAGAUGCGUGGAGAAAAAGACCCAAAUGGAGUUCGCUGUCAAAAUUAUCGAUUUGAAUAGCGGCGUCGAUUCUCCCGAUGUCAUCCGUUCUGAAUGUAUGCGAGAGGUCUCCAUUCUCCGCUGUGUUGCCGGUCAUCCCAACAUCAUCGAGCUUCACGAUGUUUUCGAAGGUGACGCUUACAUAUUUCUUGUAUUUGAACUGUGUCAGGGUGGUGAGCUGUUCGAUCACCUCACUCGAUGUGUGACAGUGUCGGAAAAGCGAACAAGAACGUUUAUGCACCAACUCCUCGACGCUGUGGCAUUUAUUCACAAGAAUGAAAUUGUGCAUCGAGACUUAAAACCUGAAAAUAUCCUUCUUGAUGCCAAUCUAAAUAUUAAGCUUUCGGAUUUUGGCUUGGCUGUUAUGGCAAGUGAUGAAGCCGAAUUGAAAGAAACGCGUGGAACGCCAGGUUAUCUGGCUCCCGAGGUGCUCAAAGUGGGUUAUUACGAUGACCAACCGCCCUACGGUCAGCCGGUGGAUAUGUGGGCGUGUGGUGUAAUUAUGUACACACUGCUUGCUGGUUGCCCUCCAUUUUGGAACCGCAAAGAGCACCUUAUGCUGCGUCAAAUCAUGGAGGGUCGUUAUUCUUUCACAAGUCCUGAAUGGGAUGAUAUAAGUGAAACGGCUAAGGAUUUGGUCCGCCGGCUUUUGGUCGUGAACGCUGAGGAUCGCAUUAAAGCGUCAGAAGCUUUGAAACAUGAUUACUUUUCACAACCGAUCCCUACGGUCCCUCGCCCAUUUGGAGCGAAACGCAAGUUCCGGGUUGGCAUAAUGGCAGUGAACUUUAUUUACUGUUUGCGAGGUUUGCACACACGUGGCGCCUAUCUUCGCAUCAAGCAGCUCGCGGAAGACCCUUACGCGAACAGAAAACUACGCAAAAUUAUCGAUACAUUAUCAUACGACGUUUACAGUCAGUGGGUGAAAAAAGGAGAAGAUCAAAAUCGUGCCGCGUUGUUUGAAAAUGCGCCACGUCGGGAUCUAAUCGAGCCGCCAUGUGGCGACGAUGAGGAGGAGAAUGACGAAUUUCCGACGUACCACAUGGACAUGGUGGACUAUGGUGCUUUUGACUAUGACGAUGAAGAAGGCCUCAGGGAGCCUAUCACAGUGAAUUACUAGGUGGUGACUACACGACUUUUCAAGUACAUAGUAGUGCAGCACUAGUGAACUUGUUCGGCGGGAUCUAAACUAGCUUUCUUUACCCAUGCACGCUAUACACACCCUUCUCAGCAUUUCUGAAAUCGUUAUGAGACUUAAAGCGUGUUCUCACUAGCCUCUUUGAGGUAGCUAAAUUUGUCCUCACUGUGAUAAACUAUUGCACGAGAGAUAACCUGCGAACUUUCUACAUGGUUUAUGUUGUCCAUAAAUAUAGAUUUUCCAUAGUGCAGUCGCA
Molecule: messenger RNA, 1693 nt
Organism: Dicrocoelium dendriticum
Lineage: Eukaryota; Metazoa; Platyhelminthes; Trematoda; Plagiorchiida; Dicrocoeliidae
Source: the annotation of a GenBank genome assembly